Messenger RNA from Chlamydomonas reinhardtii, 4228 nucleotides. RefSeq lists its product as uncharacterized. The record is from RefSeq and is a predicted model, not a curated record. Lineage: Eukaryota; Viridiplantae; Chlorophyta; Chlorophyceae; Chlamydomonadales; Chlamydomonadaceae. The transcript has 8 exons. Gene Ontology annotation, molecular function: single-stranded DNA binding; damaged DNA binding. Gene Ontology annotation, biological process: mismatch repair; nucleotide-excision repair. Bases 83 to 3832 code for a protein of 1249 amino acids. Gene Ontology annotation, cellular component: nucleotide-excision repair factor 2 complex; cytoplasm; XPC complex.
CUAGUCAUAUGACCCUUCUUUUCAGCAAGACCUCCAGCAUAGCACCUCAUAAUCAUGCUGUAUUAUUAGUGAUACCAUAGGAAUGGCUUACGGCGGGCCAGACGACCUCGAGUGGGAGGAGGUCGAGGAGGACGAUUGGGAGGUGCUAUGCGUGGAGCCCGGCGAGCAGGCGCAGGGAGGGGCAAGCAAAAAUGGCAUCGAGUUCACUAUGGAGGAAGUGGGCGCCAACGGGCGGCGCGUGCGGCGCAGCAUCACCAAACGCGAGCGCGAGGCGGCGGCGGCGUUGCAUCGCUGCCACGUGCUGUGCCUGCUGGGGCGCGCACGGCUGCUGGACGCGGCGGCGGAGGACCCGGAGGUGCAGGCCACGGCGCUGUCUCUGCUCCCCGACUCCGCCGCCAUCCGCAACGCCGGCGCCGAGGAGCCGCAGCGCGCCAUCAACGGGCUGCUGCCGCUGGCGGCCUGGUUCCGCGGGGCCAUGGCGGUGCUGCCGCCGGAGCUGGCGGGCGCGGGCACACGGGCGGUGGAGCGCGGCCGGCGGCUGGAGCGGGAGGAGUGGCUGGACCAGCAGGUCCUCCGUGCGGCCCGCGGGCAGGCGGGUGUGGUGGAGGUGCUGGUGGCGGUGUUUGUGGCGCUGGUGCGGGCGCAGGGCGGCGCGGCGCGGGUGGUGCGGCUGCUGGAUGCAAUGCCGCUGGCGCCGUGGCGUGCCAAACCCGUGGCCGUGCGGACCACCACGGCAGCAGCCGGCGGCGGUGGCGGAGGCGGUGGCGGCGGCGGGGCGGGAGGGGCGGGAGGGCGGAAGCGGCCGGCGGUUUUGGAUUUGGAGGCGGGGGAUGUGCUGCCGACGGCGGCGGCGACGGCGGCCAGGCGGACGAGUGGCGGCAGCGGCGGGAGAGGGGGAAGAGGGGGGAAAGGCGGGAGAGCCGGGGAAGCGGAGGAGGAGCAGGAGGCGGCGGGCGGGAGAGGCCGCGGGAGGGGGAGGGGGAGAGGGAGAGGCGAGGCCGGCGGACGGGGAGCCAAGCGGAGAAAGGGCAGCAGCGGCGUAGAGGAGGAAGGGGAGGAGGAGGAAGGGGAGGAAGGGGAGGAUGCCGAUGGCGGCGGUGGCACCGGAGCCAAGCGACUCAAGAGCGGCGAUGGCAGCAGCCUGCCAGGUGCAGGCGGCGGUGGUGGCAGUAGCAAAGCCGGCGACGGCGGCGGUGGCGGCAGUAGCAAGGCCGGCGGCGGCGGCGGCGGCAGUAGCAACCGCGGCGAGGACGAGUUCGAGCGGCAGUUGCAGAUGGCGCUGCUGGCGACCAGUCGAGAGGCGGAGGCACGGCAGCAGCAGCAGCAGCGGGAACGGGAGCAGCAGGAGCAGCAGGCCAAGGCCAAACAGCAGUCAGCGGUGAAACAGAAACCCGGCGCCUCCGGCGCCGCUGGCACCGCCGCGGGCGACAAAGCCAAGAUGCUGUUCCCGCCGCGCAGCGGCGGCGGCAGGGGCGGCGGCGGCAGGGGCCGUGGCGGCGGCGCUGGCGGCAGCGGGGGCAUUGCCGCUGCCAGGGAUGUGGACUGGGGUCCGUUCGGCGGCGAGCUGGCGGGCGCUGCCAUGAGCACUCGUCCGGAGGUGGUGGUCAGCUGCUGGGCCGAGGUGUACUGCGGCAGUGCGGCGCGGGGGCGCUGGGUGCAUGUGGACCCGGUGAACGGCUACGUGGACAGGCCCGAGCUGGUCGACAGCGCCACGCUGCGCCCCGGCGGCGCCCCGCUGUGCUACGUGGUGGCGGCGGAGCGGGGCCGCCUCACCGACGUCACCGCCCGCUACUGCGCCUCGCUGCUGGCGGCGCAGAAGAACAGGGACGAGGCCUGGUGGGCAGCUACUGCCGCCGCGCUGGGAGCCACGGCCGGUGCUACUGCGGCUGGGGCGGGGGCGGGGACUGGGGCUAAUGGUGGUGGUAAUAUGGAGGUGAAGGCGGAGGGAGAGAAGGCGGCGGCCGGCAGCGGUAACGGCACCGGCAACAACAGCGGCAGCUGCAAAGCGGAGGCGGCAGCGCAGGCGGCCGGUGCCGCAGCAGGGCCGGCGCCAGGCUCGGACACAGCAGCAGCUGCAGCGCCUUCAGCGCCCUCCGCACCCGCGUCAGCAACACCCGCACCACCCGCAGCACCCGCACCUCCCGCAGCCGCCGCAGCACCCGCAGCCGCCGCGGCCGGCGGGCCAAAGAUUGUGGACGCCCGCCACUCCCACCAGCGCGGCGCGCACGAGAACCCGCUGGGCCCCAACGCCGGCCGCAUACAGCGCGCCGCCGCCGCCGCUGCCGCCGCCGCGGCCCUUAUCGCCGACCCCACCACCGCCGCCGGCUCCUCCGCCGGCGCCGAGUCCACUUCGGGCAAAGCCGCCGCCGCGGCGGCCACCAAAGGCAGCAAGGCUGCUGCUGCCGCUGCUACUGCCGGUGCUGCUGCCGCUACUGCCGCUACUGCCGGUGCUGCUGCCGCUACUGCCGCCGCCGACGCGGCGGGGCUUCGUGCGUCGCGUGAGGCGGCGGAGCUGCAGCACCGGCAGCAGUCGGGUUUGGCGGGGCUGCCCACCUCCAUUGAGGGCUUCAAGGCGCACCCCGUGUACGUGCUCAAACGCCACAUCGGCAAAUACGAGGCUCUGCGCCCCGGCACUGCGCCCCUGGGUGCGCACAAGGGGGAGCCCUACUACCCCCGCGCGCAGCUGUCGGUACUUCACACUGUGGAGCGGUGGCGGAGAGAGGGGCGGCAGGUGCGCGACUCAGAGCUGGCCAGCCCAGCCAAGGUGGUGAAGAAGAGGGCCAUGCCGCCGCCGGGCGGCGGCCGCGGCGGCUACGGCGGCGGCGGCAGGUUUGGCGGCGGCGCGUUUGGUGGCGGUGGCGGCGGCAAGCGGAAAAGCACUGGCGGCGGCGGCGAUGGCAACGGCGAUGAAGACGACGACGAGGGUUCGCUAUUGGAGGCGGGCGGUAGCGGCGCCUACGGCGGCGGCGCCGCCGCCACCGGCGGCGGCUCGGAUGCCGGUCCCACCAACAACCUGUACGGCAAGUGGCAGACGGAUGAGUGGGUGCCUCCCACCGCGGUGGACGGGGUGGUGCCCAAGAACGAGCGGGGAAACGUGGAGUGCCCGCCGCUCGUGCCGCGGCUGCCGUACGGCACGGUGCACGUGAACAUCGGCCCCGGGCUGGGCGGCGUGUGCCGUACCCUGGGGCUGGACUACGCGGCGGGGCUGGUGGGGUUUGAGGUGCAGGGCGGGAGGAUGGUGCCGAAGAUCGAGGGCGUGGUGGUGUGUGAGGAGGUGGCGGAGUUGCUGGUGGCGGCGUAUCUGGAGAGGGAGGGAGCCAAAGCGGCGGCGGCGGCGGCGCGCGCGGCGCGCGCGGCGGAGGUGGGUUGGCGGCGGCUGCUUGAUGCUGUGCGGGUGCGGGUGCGGUUGGAGCGAGAGUAUGCGGGUGGAGGAGGCGGGGGAGUUGGGGAUGGGGGAGGUGGGGGUGCUGGUGGGGGUGGGGGUGGGAGGGAGGCGGGAGGCGGGGAGGAUUGGCGGGUUGUGCCGGAGGGCGGCAGGGCUGGCGCGGCCGCCAUUCUGCGGGCGGUGGCGGAAGUCGCUGAGACCGCGGCGGCGGCGGCGGCGAAGGGUGGCGGCGGUGGUGGUGGUGGUGGUGGCGGCCGGAAGCCGCGCAGCGCCGUCGAGGCGGCGGCCAUGGCUGCCGCCGGCGCCGCAGCGGGAAGAGGAGGUGCGGGAGCGCCAGGCACCGGUGGCGAAGGGCAUCAGCAGCAGCAGCAGCGGCAGCAGCAGCAGGAGGUGGAUGCAGAUGCGGGCGGCGGGGGCGGCGCCGAUGUGGAGGUUGAGGAGUUCUGAUUCGCGUGAGCGGGGUGGUGGGCGGGAUGCGUGCAUGCUGGUUGCAUGGGCAGGGAAGCGGGGCGCGGGGCGUGUGGCGCGUGGCCGUGCGGGGCUUGCGGCCCGGUGUAACUGUGCUUCGGCCAUUCGGGACAAGGCCUACAAGUGUAUAGCGACGGGCGGUGCGGGGCCAAGCAGGGCGAUGAGGUGCAGGGCGGUGUUGGGAGGCCAACAACGAGGCAGAGGGUGUGACGCAGGGACUGGAAGGGACGGGGGUCGAAGUGAAUUGCUCUGCGGCACUCGGCGCCUCGCCUACGCCAUACGAUGUUAUACAUGAGGGGCAGAGCGCAUAUGCAGCAGACCAGAGAGAGUUGUGGCCCGAGGCCCCUGUUACCCAGCGUCGACGCCGUUACGCAA